AUAUUUGACACGUGCUCCGCUCCAUGAUCAACCGCACAUGUUUAUCUGAAAUACCCCGCAUAGCCACCUUCAUCCAAGAAAUAUCAGUCCACAAAAUGAAUACCCAAGCCGUUGAAACCCCUCGACACCCAAUCGCCCUCCGCAAAGAAUUCAUCGCCGAGUUCGAACGAACCAUACUUCUGAAACCCAUCGCAGAUCGACCUGAAGGACAACGCUCAUCGAAAGACUACACCAUCCUCGACGCGUCAGACAACACGACUCUAUUCACAGCAUCGGGCAGGAAAUUCAAGAAACCAUCAUGUCGCGAGAUUCGUGACUCAUCGGGUCUUCCCCUCUUCGAUAUCCAUUAUCAUACCCGUAUGUUCAAGGAAUCGUGGGCGAUUAAAUUACCCGGUGGAGAUGGUGUGACUCUGGCAUCUACCACAGCGAAACGAGCACCAAAUAAAGAGAAAGUUGAAUUCCCCCUCUCGUUUCAGAAUGCCGUUGAUGAUGGACACGUUGCGAUGAAUGUGCAUGCGCCAGGGGCGUAUCUCUACAAGUUUUAUGUCACAGUUGGCGAUCGGCAGGUCAUAUCCAUCACGCACAACAUGUUCGACGGUGCAUCUUGUACCCGUGGUUUACCUAGUGAGAGGGGAAAGUACAUGGCUCAUCGAGCUGAAUGGGAGGCUGAAGUGGCCGCGGAUGUUGAUCUAUCUUUGGUGAGUUGUUCGAGAGGGUGUAGAUGAUGCUAAUAUCUCCAGGCUGCUGCCAUCAUGGUGAUAUGCUCCGACUUUGUUUAUGGAAGUGGUCGAUUAUCUCUUUACACCACAUAGUACAUCCAAAU
Aspergillus wentii DTO 134E9 is the source of this 823-nucleotide messenger RNA. RefSeq lists its product as uncharacterized. The transcript has a single exon. The coding region runs from base 96 to 725 and encodes 209 amino acids. NCBI's taxonomy places the organism in Eukaryota, Fungi, Ascomycota, Eurotiomycetes, Eurotiales, Aspergillaceae. The record is from RefSeq and is a predicted model, not a curated record.